AUGUCCAAAGAACUGGCGAAUUGCAUGAGGGAUAAAUACAACCACGAUUACGCCAGAAUUCUGUACGAUGCGAUUGCCAAUGAAAGCAUUUCUGAUCCGGUGAGUUUAAGGCUGUUUUUGUAUAGAUAUAUCAACACUCUAUUACAUUACAUGUGAAAUAGCCUGGAUCUAUCUUGUCUUUUGUGUGCUGUAUGUAAAUCAGUCUUUACUGACUGUAGAGAUAUAUCAACACUCUAUUACAUUACAUGUGAAAUAGUCUGGAUCUAUCUUGUCUUUUGUGUGCUGUAUGUAAAUCAGUCUUUACUGACUGUAGAGAUAUAUCAACACACUUUUACAUUACAUGUGAAAUAGUCUGGAUCUAUCUUGUCUUUUGUGUGCUGUAUGUAAAUCAGUCUUUACUGACUGUAGAGAUAUAUAUCAACACACUUUUACAUUACAUGUGAAAUAGUCUGGAUCUAUCUUGUCUUUUGUGUGCUGUAUGUAAAUCAGUCUUUACUGACUGUAGAGAUAUAUCAACACACUUUUACAUUACAUGUGAAAUAAUCUGGAUCUAUCCUGUCUUUUGUGUGAUGUAUGUAAAUCAGUCUUUACCGAUUGUAGAGAUAUUAGCCUGCGUGCAGCCUGACUUGUCCCCAGUUGAAGUCAGGCUGCACGCAGGCUAAGAGAUAUACACUCUAUUACAAUAGUCUGAAUUUAGAAUUAAUAUAGAGCUAACCAAAUUUUAAGAUGGUUUUAAAUAGAAAUUCUUCCUUUGCUUUCAUUUAGACUCAAACUACAUCUGGUAGUCAAAUAUCUGGAAUCUUUGACCCAAGUGGAGAGUUGUUUCGUUAUAUACUGAUCUUCUCAACUGUGGGAGCAUGCCUUAUGUUCAUCGCUGGCCUCGGUUGGGAUUUUGUCCGCCGAGGAAAGAAGAUAGGUUAGAUUAACAUUCGUGUAUAUAUCGUAACUAACUUUAUUUAUACUGGAUAACUCUAUCAGUUCUAAACUGUUCUCCCUAGAUGUCCAGUAAGGAUCAUCUCUUAUUGAUCCAGUGUUACUACAGGAGGAAACCUAAACUAAACUAAAUUUAUUUGUACUGGAUAGCUCAAUCAGUUCUAAACUGUUCUCCCUAGAGGUCGCGUAAGGAUCAUUUCUUAUUGAUCAAGUGUUAAUACAGGAGGAAAUCUAAAUUAAACUAACUUUAUUAAGAUUUAUACUGGAUAGCUGUAUCAGUUCUAAACUGUUCUCCCUAGUGGUCCAGUAAGGGUCAUCUCUUAUUGAUCCAUGCAUUACAGGAGGAAAGCUGAGCUAAACUGAAUAGCUUUAUCAGUUCUUAUGUAAGGAUCAUCUCUUAUUGAUCCAGUAUUACUACAGGAGGAAACCUGAACUAAACUAACUUUAUUUAUACUAGAGGUCCAGUAAGGAUCAUCUCUUAUUGAUCCAGUGUUACUACGGGAGGAAACCUAAAUUAAACGAAUAUUAUUUAUACUGGAUAUAGUUCUAUUAAUUCUAAAUUGUUCUUUUUGGAGAUCCAGUAAUAACUUAUUAUUAACCGAGCGCAAUCGUCUUGCUGAGAAAUAUCGGAAUCUAGGUCAUUUUUGUACAGACCGAGCAAGCGAGGUUAAUAAAAAGUUUAUUAUAUGACAUUUAUAGGCAUUUAUACUUGAAACAAACAAGAAAUGCAUAAUUUGAAAUGCAUAUUAGUAGCGUGGUACACAUUUGGUCGAACAAAACAAAAAUUACCAAUGUAUUUUUUCCCUUGCACUAAAAACCAUUCGCAGAUAUCUUGUUAAUAACAAAUUAAACUAUAAUUUUCAAAUUUUCAAAUAGUUUUGCUGUUUUAUUUUAAAAUGCAUGCGUUUGUUUUUACGUAAUGGACCGACCGAUUACGGGAAAAUAAUCGACUUCUGAAAGUGCUUCUCAGCCAAUCACAGUCUACCAUUUACCGGAAGUGAUGCUUGCCAUAUCGUAAGUGCCUCUUGUCAAGUGUUACUACAAGAGGAAACCUUAACUAAAGUAAUUUUCUGCUCUGAAAUCAAUUCAUCCUAGAGGUCCAGCAAGAAUCUUUUCUCCUUGAUUCAGUGUUACUACAGGAAGGAACCUGAACUUAACUAACUUUAUUUAUACUGGAUAGCUAUAUCAGUUAAAUUGAUCCAGUAUUACUACAGGAGAAAACCUGUACUCUAUCAGAAUCAAUCUCCUCUGAUAUGAUUUAGUAAUUUUUCAAAUUUCUCUUACAGCAUGUAAGUCUGAGAAAAAGUUGGGCAGUGUCGAGGAGCAGCUAGUGUCUGAACUGCACACCGUAUUCAUGAAUUGGAAGGAACGAAGAGCGACAGAGUCUUUUGAUCUUCAAUUGGAAAGCAAAGCAUAA
This is a messenger RNA of Paramuricea clavata, 2350 nucleotides long. The record is from the annotation of a GenBank genome assembly. Lineage: Eukaryota; Metazoa; Cnidaria; Anthozoa; Malacalcyonacea; Plexauridae.